AUGGGUUCGAUAGAAGGAUUAUCCCAGCAACUUUCGGACCAGACGAGCGACUGCUCCUAUGUCUAUGGCACUCGGUUCGCCACCAGGGCUUUGCCAUCGCAUCAACUUCCAGAUGGAGGGAUGCCAAAGGAAGUGGCGUACCAGAUGAUCAAGGAUGACCUGGCCCUGGAUGGUCAGCCCAUCUUGAACCUCGCCAGUUUUGUGACCACGUACAUGCAGGAAGAGGAAGCCCUGAAACUACUCGUCGAAUCAUCAAACAAGAACAUCAUCGACCACGAAGAGUAUCCCAAAUCCGUCGAGAUCGAGCACCGCUGCCUGAAUAUCCUCGCCGACCUAUUCCACUCUCCAGUCGCUAACGGAAAUCCAACUGCCUUUGGCACAUCAUGUAUUGGAUCUUCCGAAGCCAUCAUGCUCGCAACCCUGGCCAUGAAGAAGCGUUGGAUCAUCAACCGCAAAGCCCAGGGGAAAGACUUCUCUAAUCCGAACAUCAUCAUGAGUAGUGGUGUACAAGUCUGCUGGGAAAAGGCAGCCAAAUACUUCGACAUCGCCGAGAAGCUUGUCCCAUGCACUGAGACGCGGUACGUGAUUGACCCAAUUCAAGCCGUCGACAUGGUCGACGAGAACACCAUUGGUAUCUGUGCCAUCCUCGGCACCACAUACACGGGUCAGUACGAAGACGUACAAGCCAUCAGUGAGAUCCUCCUUGCAAAAGGUCUGGACACUCCCAUCCAUGUAGAUGCCGCCAGCGGGGGAUUCGUGGCUCCGUUCGUGAACCCGGAUCUCGUGUGGGAUUUCAAGUUGCCCAACGUCGUCUCGAUCAAUGUCUCAGGGCAUAAAUAUGGCCUGGUCUACCCCGGAAUCGGCUGGGCCCUCUGGCGGUCAUCGGAGUACCUCCCCGAAGACCUAGUCUUUAACAUCGACUAUCUAGGCGCCGAGCAACUGAACUUCACCAUGAACUUCUCCAAACCAGCUUCGCACAUCGUAGCCCAGUACUACCAGCUCAUCCGACUCGGUCGAAGCGGGUACACCAGCAUUAUGAGAAACCUCACGAAGACAGCCGACUACCUCACCAGUCAGCUGCAAGAACUGGGCUUCAUCAUUAUGAGUGAAGGGGCCGGUAAGGGUCUGCCAGUCGUGGCGUUCCGACUGAGUCCAACGCAGAAUGUCAUCUUCGACGAGUGGGCACUUGCACGGAAACUGCGCGAGAGGGGGUGGAUCGUGCCUGCUUACACUAUGGCGGCUGAUUGUGAAGAGAUGGGGAUGAUGAGGGCUGUUGUCAGGACCGAUUUCAGUAUGGGACGGUGUGUGAGUCUGGUGCGGGAUGUGCGAGAUGCCCUAGCGGAUUUGGCGGGCAUGGAGAUUCGGAAUAUCCAACGGUAUCAGGCAUUGGUUCAGAGUUAUGUUUCGAUUUCGAAGAAGAAGUGGACUUCUUCUCGGAUAGUCAGUCAGGAAGUGGGCAAAGAGAUAGAAGGGGUUUGA
Penicillium digitatum Pd1 is the source of this 1479-nucleotide messenger RNA. The record is from RefSeq and is a predicted model, not a curated record. NCBI's taxonomy places the organism in Eukaryota, Fungi, Ascomycota, Eurotiomycetes, Eurotiales, Aspergillaceae.